ACAGAAAAAAGGCACAAAAACAAUAAAUCAACAAUUUUUCUUUUAGUUUCACAUCAAAUUUAGCUUAAAAAAUGGAUGACGAUGAUUCUGGAGGAAUCUCUGAAACUACAUCAGAAAAUGCAAGUGCAGCUGCAACAGACAUGCAGGUGGAGGAAGAAGUGCAAGCAGGCAGGUCACAUGCUGGAAAUGAUGAAGACUUGAGCAGUGCAAUAGAAGCUGUGUCCGCGGCUCAUGCGGACAGUCGAGCACGGUUGGAAAGCAUUGUCGAAGAGGUAAAUAGCAUGUUCGAGGUUGUUAAUGACCUAAUGGCCGAUGCAAGAGACCUCUUACGACAGGCGGGCGGAACAUCUAUGCGCUCGGAAAAUGCAGAUGCAUUGUCACAGGCGGCCCCAAGUGAUGAAGAUGAGAUGCCACAAGCAUUGGAGCGGGCAGAUCAAGUUAAUGAAGAUCAGCUUGAUGACAAUCAAAUUGAUGAAGAUCAACCUGAUGACGAUCUAAUUGAUGAAAAUCAACCUGAUCCAGAACAAGAUCAAGUUUAUGUUGAUCUUCAACAAAUUGAUGACGAAAUUGCAGCGAGUCUGAGUCCAGUGCAUAGCGACAGUGAUAUGUCCCUAGAUAGUCCAGGCAGCGAGGAUGACUCGGACAUUGAGGCUGUGCCGCGCUGGAUGAUACCCUCCAAUCGUGUGCGCUCCGCCGUGGAGGUGUUGGUAUCACAUGCACGCAGUCGGGAUGGCGGCAUUGCCGCGCUGCUAAAUCGCGAUAACUUUUUACAGCGCGUGCGUAGCAUGGUUUUUACACAGGAUCGUCAUCGCAGCAGACAUAGCGAUGAGUCUAGUUUGGAUACAAAUCCGGAUGGUGGCGUAAUAGGCCCGCCACCGCCUUUGGAUAUUGACAUGGAAGAGGGUGUACGCUUUGAUACAAAUUUGCCUGCAGAGCAUUCAUAUUUUGGACCCAACGUCAAUCGUGUGCCGGGCGUAGAUUAUCUGGAAGUGGGCAGCACCCAUCGCAUGCUUAUAUUUAUGCAUCAGCAUAUAUUGUUUCCCGGUGAAGUGCUGCCAUUUUUGAUUGACGGUAGCAUUAUAGAUGAUGAAGUGCAGGAGAGUGGCCGCGAUGGCGUCAUAUUUGGCGUGGGCUUUCCUCUAAUGCAACCACCUGAAGAUAAUCAACACAAGCUUUACGGUGUCACCUGCCAGAUAUACGAAAAGGGCCAAAGCGGCACACACUUUGUAUUCUACAAAUCUCGGGCGUUGCAACGCAUAGUCAUCAAUUGCGAUGAUAUAAACGGACCGCCGCAGUAUAUUGCACGUAAUCCAACCAUGAAGUGUUAUAGUAAAGUUAAGAUACUGCCAGAGUACUUUCUACCAGAGCCGCUCAAAUGCAUUGACAUGGGGUCCCUGAAUCGUUUUCGAGAUAUACCUUCAAUGCAGGAUAAGUUCCGCCGUUACCAAAUAACCACGACACCUUGGCCAAUUGAGGCAUGCCAAGAAUACUCCUUCGAAGAUAUAAUAGAAAAGGCGCGCAAAAAGUUGGAAAUACAUAAGAUAGACACAAUGCCCAAGUGCCCCAUACAGCUGUCAUAUUGGCUAGUGCGCAAUUUACAUUUAACAGAGAAGGUUAUGCGUCUAACGUUUCUAACGGAUUCGGUUAAUACACGCCUGCAGCUGAUUGGCACUACAUUGAAGGAGGAGUCGAUCUUCUAUUGCCGCUACUGCAAUAGCAGCCUGGCCUUUUGCUCAGAUCUGUUUGCCAUGUCCAAGCACGGCGUACAAACACAAUAUUGUAAUUCAGCUGGCUAUAUACACGAGACGAAUACAGUAUAUCGCGUUAUAGCACAAGCUAUUGAAUACAAUGGUGAACCCUCGACCGAAUUUAGUUGGUUUCCUGGCUAUCAGUGGCAUAUUAUACUCUGUAAGUUUUGUGCGCAACAUGUGGGCUGGGAAUUUAAGGCAAUUGAGUCGAAUUUAGUGCCGAAGAUCUUCUUUGGUCUGGCUGGUUCCAGCGUGCGCAUUGGCAAAAUCAGUGAGCGUACUCCUGUUAAUGGCAGCACCUUUGUUGUGCGCAAUCUGUUGCGCCUAGUCUCUGGGGGUGAAGCGGAAUGAGCUUGGCGUUGAGUGAAACGCGCUUGCUGUUGCUGCUGUCGGCGGGAAGACAGGCAAGCGGCUUAAACUUUAUGCUAAAGCAUUUAAUAUUCGUUUCACUUUUACGUCUAUAUAUAAAUAUAUAACAAUUAAAUAUAUAAAUGUUUUGCUAACUGGAACUGAAAUU
Drosophila busckii is the source of this 2265-nucleotide messenger RNA. It is a transcript of the gene ohgt, whose product is annotated as protein cereblon homolog. Bases 72 to 2099 code for a protein of 675 amino acids. The record is from RefSeq and is a predicted model, not a curated record. The transcript has 5 exons. Lineage: Eukaryota; Metazoa; Arthropoda; Insecta; Diptera; Drosophilidae.